AUGGCAAACAAACUCUCUCUCUUCUUCUUUUUCUUUGUAAUGACAUGUCUUUCUCUUGUCUGCUCUCUCCGUCAACGUUCUUCUCACCUGUGUGAUCGUAAAACCCUACCGGACCCACGAAUCCUCCGAGCAGAUCAAAUGACGGUCCUGAUGAACGGCUACUCCGAGUCCCGCAUCCCCCUCCUCCGCUCGAUCGCCGCCACGUACUCCGCAAUCCCAUCAGUCUCAUCCGUGGUGGUCCUAUGGGGAAACCCCUCCACUCCAGCCCAAACCCUAAUCCAACUCUCCUACAACCUCUCCAUCUCAUCCUCCUCCGCUCCCAUCUCCGUCGUCCGCCACUCCACCGACAGUCUCAACGCCCGCUUCCUCCCGCGGCCGUCGGUCACCACACGCGCCGUCGCAAUCUGCGACGACGACGUGGAAAUCGACCCCAAAUCUGUGGAAUUCGCAUUCAGAGUCUGGACUUCCAACCAACACCGCCUAGUAGGGUUCUUCGCGAGGUCACACGACAUCGAUCUCACCGAAAGGACAUGGAUUUACACUGUUCAUCACGACAAGUACUCGAUUCUGCUGACCAAGUUCAUGAUCUUGAAAACCGAGUACUUGUACAAGUAUAGCUGCGAAGGAGGUAAAGCGAUGAUGGAAAUGAGAGAGAGGGUGAAUCGGAUGCGGAAUUGUGAGGACAUUCUGAUGAACUUCAUGGUGUCGGAGGAGGGAAAUGAAGGGCCGAUUUUGGUGGGGGCGGAAAGGGCGAGGGAUUGGGGGGAUGGGAGGAAUGGAGAGGGAGAGGGAGAGGGAGAGGGAGAGGGGAGGGAAAUGGAGGGAGAGGAAAGGAAGAGAGUGAGGGAAGUGGGAUUGAGUAGUAGGAGAGGAGGGCAUAGGAGGAGGAGAGGGGAGUGUAUAAGGGAGUUCCAUAGGAUAUUGGGGAGGAUGCCUCUGAGGUAUGGGUAUGGGAAGGUAGUUAAUUCAGUUGGGGAACAAGGGUUGUGUGAAAAAGGUGGCAAGUUGGUGUUUUGUGAUCAACAGGUUGCCAAAUGACCCUCCCUCCCUCCCUCUUAAUAUGAAUUACCUAGUUGUUGUAGUUUUGUGUAUUAUUAAUGGAUGGAGUAAUGUUACAAAAACUGAAAAUCCAUAUCUAUUUGUCACUUUUUAUUUGGUUUAGUUUUUUUUAGAAAAAGUAUUUUUAAAUUUAUUGGUUAUAUUAUCAAAUUUAAAUUGUAUGGAA
Messenger RNA from Cornus florida, 1225 nucleotides. RefSeq names its product glycosyltransferase family protein 64 C3. The transcript has a single exon. The coding region runs from base 1 to 1038 and encodes 345 amino acids. Gene Ontology annotation, molecular function: glycosyltransferase activity. Gene Ontology annotation, cellular component: membrane. The record is from RefSeq and is a predicted model, not a curated record. Lineage: Eukaryota; Viridiplantae; Streptophyta; Magnoliopsida; Cornales; Cornaceae.